Manis javanica (Malayan pangolin) is the source of this 8142-nucleotide messenger RNA. The record is from RefSeq and is a predicted model, not a curated record. Lineage: Eukaryota; Metazoa; Chordata; Mammalia; Pholidota; Manidae.
UUGGAAAAGUUUUUAUAAUAACGAGGGGGCGUCCGGAGGGAGGAGGCCGCGGCGGAGGAGGGGGCGUCUCAGAGAAGGGGAGGGAGAGAGCCACGGGUGACGAUAACGGCAACCUCCUGAGCACCCCCCUCCCAUCCAGACCCGGACCUGGGGUCUCCGGCCGGAUCCAUGGGGGCAGCAAGCUGCGAGGAUGAAGAGCUGGAAUUUAAGCUGGUGUUCGGGGAGGAAAAGGAGGCCCCUCCGCUGGGCGCGGGGGGAUCGGGGGAAGAACUGGACUCAGAGGACGCCCCACCAUGCUGCCGUCUGGCCCUGGGGGAGCCCUCUCCCUAUGGCGCUGCCCCUAUUGGCAUUCCCCGGCCUCCACCCCCUCGGCCUGGCAUGCACUCACCACCACCCCGCCCAGCCCCCUCACCUGGCACUUGGGAGAGCCAGCCAGCCCGGUCAGUGAGGCUGGGGGCCCCAGGAGGGGGCUCCGGGGGGGCUGGGGGAAGCCGUGUUCUUGAGUGUCCCAGCAUCCGCAUCACUUCCAUCUCUCCCACGCCGGACCCGCCUGCCGCGCUGGAGGACAGCCCGGACGUCUGGGGGGAUGGCUCCCCCAGGGAUUACCCCCCACCAGAAGGCUUUGGGGGCUACCGAGAGGCAGGGGGCCAGGGAGGGGGCCCCUUCUUCAGCCCGAGCCCUGGCAGCAGCAGCCUGUCCUCGUGGAGCUUCUUUUCAGACGCUUCCGACGAGGCAGCUCUGUAUGCCGCCUGCGAUGAGGUGGAGUCCGAGCUAAAUGAGGCUGCCUCCCGCUUCGGCCUGGGCUCUCCACUGCCGUCACCCCGGGCCUCUCCUAGGCCAUGGACCCCAGAUGAUCCCUGGAGCCUGUAUGGUCCCAGCUCUGGAGGCCGGGGGCCAGAGGAUAGCUGGCUACUCCUCAGUGCUCCUGGGCCCACCCCUGCCUCCCCACGGCCUGCCUCUCCAUGUGGCAAGCGGCGUUAUUCCAGUUCAGGGACCCCAUCUUCGGCCUCCCCAGCUCUGUCCCGCCGUGGCAGUCUCGGGGAGGAGGGGCCUGAGCCCCCUCCACCACCCCCAUUGCCUCUUGCCCGGGAUCCUGGCUCCCCUGGUCCCUUUGACUACGUGGGAGCCCCACCUGCGGAGAGCAUACCCCAGAAGACCCGGCGGACUUCCAGUGAGCAGGCAGUGGCCCAGCCUCGGUCUGAGGAACCUACCCCCUGCAAUGGGAAACUGUCUUCUGGAGCAGAGGAGGCCGGGGCUCCCCCUGGGGGUCCUCGGAAGGAAGUGGCUGGCAUGGACUACCUGGCUGUGCCCUCCCCUCUUACUUGGUCCAAGGCCCGGAUUGGGGGACACAGCCCCAUCUUCAGGACCUCUGCCCUACCCCCACUGGACUGGCCUCUGCCCAGCCAGUAUGAGCAGCUGGAGCUGAGGAUUGAGGUGCAGCCUAGAGCCCACCACCGGGCCCACUAUGAGACAGAGGGUAGCCGCGGAGCUGUCAAAGCUGCUCCUGGUGGUCACCCUGUAGUCAAGCUCCUAGGUUACAGUGAGAAGCCCCUGACCCUACAGAUGUUCAUUGGCACUGCAGAUGAAAGGAACCUGAGGCCCCAUGCCUUCUAUCAGGUGCACCGUAUCACCGGCAAGAUGGUGGCCACGGCCAGCUAUGAGGCUGUAGUCAGUGGCACCAAGGUGUUGGAGAUGACUCUGCUUCCUGAGAACAACAUGGCAGCCAACAUUGACUGUGCUGGAAUCCUGAAGCUUCGGAAUUCAGACAUUGAACUGAGGAAGGGGGAGACAGACAUUGGGCGCAAGAACACACGUGUGCGGCUGGUAUUCCGGGUCCAUGUGCCCCAGGGCAGCGGGAAGGUCGUCUCCGUGCAGACAGCAUCUGUGCCCAUCGAGUGUUCUCAGCGCUCAGCCCAGGAGCUGCCUCAGGUGGAGGCCUACAGCCCCAGUGCUUGCUCUGUGAGAGGAGGAGAGGAACUUGUGCUGACUGGCUCCAACUUCCUGCCAGACUCCAAGGUGGUAUUCAUCGAGAGGGGCCCUGAUGGAAAGCUGCAGUGGGAGGAGGAGGCCACAGUGAACCGGUUGCAGAGCAAUGAGGUCACACUAACCCUGACUGUCCCUGAGUACAGCAACAAGCGGGUGUCUAGGCCCAUCCAGGCCUACUUUUAUGUUUCCAACGGACGGAGGAAGCGCAGCCCUACCCAGAGUUUCAAGUUCCUGCCUGUGAUCUUUAAGGAGGAGCCUCUGCCAGACACAUCUCUCCGGGGCUUCCCUUCAGCAUCGGGUCCCCCCUUUGGCACUGACAUGGACUUCUCACCACCCCGGCCCCCUUACCCCUCUUAUCCCCAUGAUGACCCUGGUUAUGAAACUCCUUACCUGACAGAAGGCUUCAGCUAUGGCACAUCCCCUCUGUAUCCCCAGACAGGGCCCCCACCAUGCUACAGAUCUGGCCUGCGGUUGUUCCCUGAGACUGGGUGUACCACAGGUUGUUCCCGCCCACCUCCAGUCUCCUUCCUUCCCCGGCCCUUCCCCAGUGAUCCCUAUGGAGGACAGGGCUCCCCUUUUCCCCUGGGGCUGCCAUUCCCUCCUCCAGCCCCCUUCCGGCCUUCCCUGCCUUCAUCCCCACCUCUUGAAGGUCCCUUUCCUUCCCAGAGUGGUGUCCGUGCCCCAUCUGCUGAGGGAUUCAAUGAGGUAGGGCCAAGCUAUGGCCCUGGGGAGGGGGCUCCGGAGCAGGAGAAAUCCAGGGGUGGCUACAGCAGCGGCUUCCGAGACAGUGUCCCUAUCCAGGGUAUCACGCUGGAGGAAGUGAGUGAGAUCAUUGGCCGAGACCUGAGUGGCUUCCCUGCACCUCCUGGAGAAGAGCCUCCUGCCUGAACCAUCACCUGGCAACCCUACCCCCACCCCCACCCCCAGCACUGCCCACUUUUCCUUCCUCCUGGUGUGGUGGUUCCAGAAGCUUGGGGACAAUCUGGUUCCUCUUUCCCCAGCUUUGCCUCCUCCUUCCUGCUCCUAGCUCCCUGCCCCUAGCUGAGGUGUGGUUCCCAGGGCCUGAUGCUGCCUUGGAGGGCCGGGAUGGAGUGGAGACUGAGUCUGAGUGCCAGGACUGACUGGAGUGAAGCCUGUGUCUAGAUUGUGUCCAGGCCAUGGUGCUGGGAGCCUGGGGACAGGUUGAUGGGUAAAUAAACUGCUCACUUGCUAGUGCUUCAGGCUCCAGGACUCUUUGGAGAGUGAUGAGGCCGCUUACUCCAGCCCUGGCCCAAGGAGGCUUAGAGGUUGGAAAGAGAUAGAAUGUGGCUGGGAACAUUGCAUCCUAAAGAAUUUGUCACUGGAGAGGGAGCAGGAGAAGGUUUGAAGGGGCUCCAGAGGCUCCCUAACUGGGGUGAGGUUAGGAACCAGGUCUUGAGUAGGACUGUCCUCCCCAGGGAUUCAGAUUCCUUUAGGAGCCUUGGGAUGGGGCCUGGGGAUCUGUAUAUUUUUAACUUCUUUACUUUUGUGGCCACCCAGAUGAUUCUGAUUCAUAGCAAAGGUCACGAAACAUUAGUCUAGGACCUCUCCCUAAUUUUAUAGAAGGAAUCUGAGGCUCAGAGGGGGAAAGGGGUUUGCCCAAGGUUGCCCAGCUAAUCAAUAGUAGGUUAAUUACUCCUGCCCCAGCCUACACUCAAAUGCCCUGACCCACGAGGCUCAGGCCCCUUAGGCCCACCUCCCUGGGGAAGGGCAGCAGGUGAGGAAGGGUCAUCAUGGGUUCAUCCGCUCUGGAUCCUCCCAUGCUUGGGAACUGUGAGGACAUUCUGGAAAGGUCUGUGCUUCAGAGGUAUACUGUUGGGAGCCAAGCAGCUCCCCAGCAGUUCUGAUGCCACAUGCCCUGGCCCAGGGCAUUGUAUGAGCUCCUGGCCUGUCCUGCAGGCACCCACAUAUCACCACUGACAGGCCAGGGCUGGAAACCUGGUUUGUCCCCUGUCUUGACAGCCUAUGGGUUGGAGAAAGUCAGACCUUGUCUGCCCUGCUCACCUGGAGCCUGACACACUGUAAGCUCUGAGUACCACCUGCCUGAGUCGGCUAGGCUCAGUUGCAGGGGGUGGUACCUAAAAGAUACUUGGGGAGUUAGGACUUGGGACACUUGACCUCACCUCACAGGUGGUGGGGUCUCUCUAUGCCCAGUGGAUCCAAACAGGCCUGGCAAGUACCUGUGUGUUCAGACGCUGGCUCUAGGUCAGAAGACCAGAGAACCACAAUGCUCCCUGCAACCCCAGCCUCCAGGUAGUGGCUUUGCAAUGAAUUUCCUUACCUUCCUCAACACAAAUUGCUGUGAAUCAAACUGACAUCAGGUGAUUAGCUUACUGGGCUUUGGCUGCUUUUUAAAGAUACCCUCCAGCAGGGGCCAGUCAUUACCCUGUAAUCUCCAUCAGGAGGGACCCUAGAGUGCAUGUAGAACAUCAGCUUUCCUCAGCUCCACCCCCAAGAUGUCUGAAAGGGGUGGGUCAGCCUUUGUGAAGGAAAAGCUGUAGUGAUUGGCACGCACUGCCUCUCAAGGCAGAUGGUUUCAUUUUCUGCCAGGGCACUGCCAUUCAUUCAUUGCCAGACAUUUAUCCUGCAGCUACUAAGUAGUAGCCAGUGGGCCCUGGAGGACUUCUUAGGCUCACGGGGGAACAGUAAGUAAACAGCUCAUAAAAAUUCAACAUUUCAACAGUAGGUAUUUCUUGUACAGUUAGUGUGUCAGGUUUUGGGUGGGGUUUAGAGAAUAAUUUUAAUACAGGGUGCAGAAGGAGCAGAGAGCAGGGCAAUCAGUGCAGCUAUGGGGGUUAGAGAGAACUUCAGGGCAUGACUCCUAGAAUGAGAAUGUGAAGCUUGAUGGAAUUGACCAGGCCAAGAAUAGGGGAAGGGCAGGUCAGGCGAGCACCGGAAUGGGCAAUGCUGGAAGAGGGAGGCAAACAGGAAGGCUAAUGGAUGGAGGGCUUGGCACCCUUUGAGGUUCUGUUUGGUUGGGUGGAGGACAGGUGAAGUUCUGAAAGUGCAUGACUGUGAGGAGAAACUGGAGAGGGAAAUAGGGGCUGGAUUCUGAGAGGCCUUGUGGCCAUGCCAGGGAAUUCAGUUAUCCCAGUAUGAUGGGAGUUUCCCACUAGACAGUAUGCUUUAAGGUGGGAGUGGUAACAAUAGAUUUGCCAUAAAGGUCUUCCUCAGUUUGGGCUGACAUCAGUCUCCCUGGCACUGCUCUGCAAGGGCCUAGUUCUGCCCUCUGGGCCCAUACUUUACAGGCCUAACCCUUCUUCCUAUUGGAAUUUUUGUGUGGGCCCACCUCCCAGGGUCAUUGCUUUUUCCCAGGAUCCCUACAGACAUUUGGCUCCCUGAGGCUGGAUCUUCAGCUGGUGCCGGAAAAGACUUUCUUGGCCAGGGUUUCUCCAAAGUGUGGUCUGAGGAUUUCUUGUAUUUGAAUCACUAAGGAGUUUUAUUUUGGUUUUGGGUUUUUUGUUUAUUUUCUGUUUUGGUUUUUAAUGUAGAUUCCUAGGCAACCCUUGACUUACUCAGUUAUAUUUGUGGGGAGUAAGAUCCAGGUAUCUGCAUUUUAAAGAGGAACCCUAGAUGAUUCUUCAGCAUAGGAAAGCUUGACAACUAGAGUCAUUUGUCAAUUAAGUGUCACUUCUUCCUACACUAAAAUCUCCCUGCCCUUUUUUCACAGAUCUUGUCUGGGCUGCCCUGGGUGAAGUAUCACCUGGAAAAGUGUAUUUAGGAGAGGGGGAAGGGCACACAUAUUCCUGUUAAUGUAACUCUUCUCUGCCCUUAUCUGGCUGGGUCUUGCUAUUUAGAUAAUCUGAGGAUGGCCUCAGGGGCAGCCUGAAGUCUAGUGCAGAAUUAGCUGCCCCUAGAACUAUUGAGUCUCCUUCUCUGCCUGAACUCAGCCUCUAAGAUGCCUGGGAAGGGCACACUGGGUAGCUUUCCAGUCGGAUUUUGGCGUUUCUUAGAGGGGUUCUGUGAUGCCUUGGAGUCCACCACUGGUGUGAAGGUGGCUACAGAGGAAGGGGGCAAGUGCACUGCCUGGAAAUUCCCAGUGUGGAAAUGGCAUGGGGUUUGGCUGCUGUUUUGGGGACUGGGUUUAGUGUUCUCAGUGACUGACUGCUCACUUAACCAACUCCCUGCAAAGUCCUCCAGGACCUUCGCUCUGUGCGAAGCCCUGUGCUGGGCACAAGGGACAUGGGCAUCACACUGGGGCCUUGCUUGGAGCAACAGACCAUCUAGUCACUAGUAGGGGAGACUUUCUUGCCUAGAAAUAGGAGGGAGGUGGUUCUAUCAAUGCUGUCUGAGAGGCAGAAAUGAUAUGUUGCUAUGGAAACCCUGGGAACUGAAGCCAAGGGAGAGGUCAGAAAACAUUUGACAAAAACAGGUGGUUUUGAUCUAGGUCUUCAAGGAGGAGGGACUUAUUUUGGUAAACAAGAUAGGCAUGAGAGAAGGGGACAUGCCCAAGGGUUGAAGCAUAUGAGGUAAGACCAAACAGGUGGGAAGGAAUCAGACUUGGGAUAGUUUAAUAGGCCAUGCUAGGAAGUAUGGAAAACAGUCUUUUGCUCACUUGGUGAAAGGGUCUACCAGUGUGUGAGAAUGUGUAUGUGUGUGUGAUUUAAGGUUUAGAGCUAUAUGGAGACAUAGUGGUAGGAAUACCAGAAAGAAGGGGUCUGCAAUCCAAGAGGAGUCUGGGCUCUACCUACUGCUUAGCCCAUCUAAACACAAUGAGAAAAGGUUGGGGUGGGGGGCCGGGGAUAGGAUAGGUCUUGGGGGGCAGUCCUGGUUCAGCCAUCAACUAUGUGUAUGAUCUCUAGCAUGUCCCAGGCCCUGGCUGCCUCAUCUGUAGAAUUUGUUGAGCUCUCCUAUGUGCCAACCUCUUGAUAGCUACUGGGGAUAGAACAAUAAAUGAGACCAACGUGGGUCCUUCCCUCAAGGAACUCAGAGUUAAUAGGCAAUUACAGAACAGUGCAUAAUGAUUGGGAAGUAGUAAGGCUUUGGGACCUUAUAGAAAGGUCCUGGACAGAAAGUCAGAGACCAAGUUUGGGUGAGGUGGCAGCUCCCUGACUAUGUUCCUUUUAUGUUCCUACACUCCCUUUUAUGUUCCUCUGAGUAAUCCUUUUAGCUUUUUUUGAAUGUCUUAGUUUCCUGGGGCUGUUGUAACAAAGCAGCACAAACUGGGUGACUUUAAACAAUAGAAACUUAACUCCCUCGUAGUUCAUGAGACCAGUAGUCUGAGUUCAUGUUGUUGGCAAAGUUGGUUCCUUCUGGAGGUUCUGAGGGAGAAUCUGUUCCACUCUUCUCCCCUAGCUUCUGCUGGUUAUUGUCAAUUUUUGGUGUUUGGCAGUUUAUAGUAGCAUCACUCUGAUCUGCUUCUGUCAUCACAUAAAAUUCUUCCCUGUGUUUCCUCUGUGUCUCAGUGUCCAAAUUUCCCUUAAAAAGUUACAUGUGAUUGGAUUUAGGGCCCACCUGAAUCCAGCUGGACUGCAUUUAACUUGAAUACAUCUGCAAAGACCCUAUUUUCAAAUCAAGUCACAGUCAAAGGUACCAGAGGAUAGGACUUAAACAUAUUUUGUUUAGGGCUGCAUUUCAAUGUACCACACUGAAUUUGCUGAAAAGUUUUGCCAAUCACUCUGAUCUCAGUUGUGUUAUGCAAAACUGAGUAAAGAUAUCCAUGUUUGAGUCCAAACAAUGCAGGAGAAAGCAGUAUCCUCUGAUGCCAGGUUGGUGGAAGUAGCCAUAAUGCAUAGGCUUCCCAAGAUUAAGAUGACUUUUGAAGCAGCAAGAGUAGGACUUUUAAGGUCAACUGCUUCACUCCUCAGGAGAUUCUCCCUCUCCUGCUGUUCUUGGGCAAUCUUGGUGUUAUUUUACUUGGGAUGCUGGGAGAUCAUAGAUUUACUUAGAACUACAUUUAUAAACUGGAAGGAGUUAAGAUGAAAAAGGAGUAAACCAUUACGUGAGAAUGGGUAUUAAAAGAUCUGAAGAUUCCCCAGAAAUAAAUCCUUUUAACUAUGUAAACCAGUGUUACCUAAAUGUACUAAAGCACGAAGCUCUUUUUUGUAGGACAAUAUUAUAUUAGUUGUCUAUUCCAGUGUAACAUAUUAUCCUAAAACUUAGUGGCUUAAAACAAUAAUAAAAAGUUAUCUCAUGGUU